AUGCGGCUUCUGCUUUGGGUUGCUCUGGUAGCAAUAUUUGCUACCAGUGUAUAUGCGUGGACCAAGGAGGACCAUGAGAUAUUUGAUCUUGUGAGCGCCGUGGAGGCCUCCGAGGGCAAGGGCACGACGUUCUACUCCUGGUUGGGCGUGCCCUCGACGGCGUCCACCGCUGAAAUUGGCAAGGCGUACCGCAAGAAGAGCAUGCAGCUACACCCAGACAAGAACCCCGGCGUCAAGGGUGCUCAGGAGCGAUUCGCGCGGUUGGGCGUCGUUGCCGCGUUGCUGAGGAAUGCAGAGACGCGUGAAAGGUACAACUUCUUUUACAAGAACGGCGUGCCGAAAUGGCGAGGAACCGGUUAUUACUAUUCACGCUUCCGCCCGGGCUUAUUUACCGUGCUGGUGUUCUUGACACUGCUCACGUCCGCUCUGCACUACCUUGUGCAACGCAUGAACUACAAGCGAGACCUCGCCAUCGUCGAACGUACCCUCAAAGAAGCGCGUCAACAAGCAUGGGGCACCCGGUUGGCACCGCCUGACUCCAGCAGGAAAGUGAAGGUCAACCUCGGUGGCCAACCUCGUCUGGACGAAAACGGCAACGUCGUGGGCGGGAAGGUUCUCGACAUGGUGGUUCAGCCAAACGGCGACGUCUUCAUUUACCAGCCGGACGGGGACCUCAUCCCUGUGGAUACAUCCGCUGCGACACCGCCAUCCAUUCGGAGAACGUGGUUCGUCGCUCUAUUGACAGCAUUGUUCGCAAAGGCCACGGGUAAAAGCGGUACUGCCCACGAUGUUGCAUCAGCGGGAAUGGCAGAAAAGCAGGACGAUUCCGAAACGGAUGACGUAGAUUCGGAUGUUCCGGGAAGCGGCAGCGUAACGCCAAGCUACGACAGCGAGAGGCCUGAGAGUAGUCUCUCCAUGAACAUCAAAGGUGGUCGUUUGGCGACCUCGAAGGCCGGAGGCAAGAGGAGGAAGACUGUUCGGAAACGAUGAACAGGAAUUUCGGUGGAGAUACCUCUGUUCUAGACUAUACCCUGCAUAUCGCGGAAUAGAAUGGUGCGACG
Messenger RNA from Punctularia strigosozonata HHB-11173 SS5, 1061 nucleotides. Its product is annotated as DnaJ-domain-containing protein. The record is from RefSeq and is a predicted model, not a curated record. Gene Ontology annotation, cellular component: endomembrane system. The coding region runs from base 1 to 990 and encodes 329 amino acids. Lineage: Eukaryota; Fungi; Basidiomycota; Agaricomycetes; Corticiales; Punctulariaceae. The transcript has 7 exons.